Molecule: messenger RNA, 636 nt
Organism: Penicillium taxi
Lineage: Eukaryota; Fungi; Ascomycota; Eurotiomycetes; Eurotiales; Aspergillaceae
Exons: 1
Coding region: 1-636 (211 amino acids)
Source: RefSeq, a predicted model, not a curated record
AUGAAUGAUGAUGAUGAGAGUGAUAUCGAUCCUCUCUCACUUCUUCGACCUGGACGGGGUGUAAUCUACCCACAAACCAAAGUUCUGGUUCUUUGGAAAGAUGGCACGAAGACCCUUAAGGGAAGAGCCUUCGUUCGUCGUAUUCUCCAAAAAGGCGACUACGCAAUUUAUCAAAAGGCCGAGGAAAUGGAGAAUGAUUACCGGGAGCUAAAUGGUGACUUUAAUGAACAAGUGGUCAGUGAAGGAGAUGAGAACAGUGAGAGUAGCAAUACUAGCAACAACGAGAACAGUGGUAGCAAUGACAGCGACGCUGAUAGCGGUGCUGAUAGCGACACUGAGGAGAAGAGAGACUAUUAUAGAAAGAAGAAACACAAUUCAUCGGAUGAGCGGCCUCGACGCCAUGGUUACAAGAAGGAAAAGCCCAAGAAGACAUACAGCGAGCCACCUCCAAGCCAUCAUCGUACGAGGGAAAGAUCCCAGAGAACGUAUAGCGAGCCCCUUCCGAGCCGUCGUUCGAGCCAGGAAACCAAGGAUCAGAUUCUCAUGCUUAAGCAACAACUCAAAAAGCUCAAGAAUAAGGGGAAAGCUCCAAGACAAAAGAAAAGGCAGGCAGCAGGCCAUGGUGAUAGACACUAG